Syzygium oleosum is the source of this 2200-nucleotide messenger RNA. RefSeq names its product serine/threonine-protein kinase STY13. The transcript has 6 exons. Gene Ontology annotation, biological process: protein phosphorylation. Gene Ontology annotation, molecular function: ATP binding; protein kinase activity. The coding region runs from base 855 to 1976 and encodes 373 amino acids. The record is from RefSeq and is a predicted model, not a curated record. Lineage: Eukaryota; Viridiplantae; Streptophyta; Magnoliopsida; Myrtales; Myrtaceae.
AACAGUACAAUCAUGUCUUCUUUAAAUUCUUGUUUUUCUUUUCUUGGUUUAAAAUGGCAAAAGAAGUGGCUCGUUGGACCAGAAGAUAGUAUGGGAGCCGAGUCGUUGGAAUAUCUUCAUCGGGACGACAAAGGGUCUCAUUGGCUCCCCACAGCAAGCGCAGGGAUAGACUCGUGGCGCUAGCUUCUAGCCUCUUCUUCCUUCCUUUCUUUGGGCUUUUGGGUUUUCUCAUCCAGUGAUUAUUAGUGUAAAGAGAAAAGAAAGGACGCAGCUUGAGCUCGGGGGGGUGAAGUGGAUGAUGAUGUCAAAGUAUGCUUAGUAUGGUUAGGAACCAAGAACUUUCUCGGGAAACCUGAUGGGACUUUUCUUGCUUUGCUUUUGUGCCAUGCCCUUUAUCAGUUUUUUAGGGUUUGUUCCUUGAUGAGCCCUGCGCGGAAGACGAGGCGUGGAGGUCAAGCGAAAAUUCCUCUCAAGUCUCCAGCUUACGCUGGGAAAAAAGAAAGCCUAUCUUCUCGGGAAAAAAACAAGAACACUUCUUUUUUCCUCUUUCUUUCUCUCUUAUCCGGUGACAAACUGAUACCGUUUUCUAGUAUUUCUUGGUCCAUGCUUGCUCUCUGUUCUGGAUGGGAGCAGCACUGCAAGUGGAAGGAGUUGGAGUGUGGUUUUUCAUUGGUGUGAAGCCUUUUUGCUGUCUGGGGAGAGAGAGAGAGAGUUGAGAGUUUGUCGACAAGCUGAAGUUCUUGAAAAAGAAGGUCGCGGGGUAACAGCAAAAAAAAAAUGAAUUGAUUGGGGAAGGUUCAAGAUUUUGAAAUGAGGAACUCGGGUAUUGUUUGAGUUGUUUCAAGAGUUGCAACAUGAGUUGCAGCUCCAAUUGCAGGGAGAGGCAAGAGGGUCGAUGCGAAGAGCAAAUUCCGAGGAGGUCUGUCGAUGGAGAACCCAAGUCCCUCUCGGAGAAUGGAUCUUUAACGGACGCUCAGUUGUCUAUAGACGAGAAUUUGUUGGUCAACCCGAAGUUAUUGCUCAUCGGGUCGAAAAUUGGUGAAGGAGCUCAUGGGAAAGUUUAUGAAGGAAGGUAUGGAGAUCAAAUUGUCGCUAUAAAAGUCCUUAAUCGUGGAAAGACACCAGAAGAAAGAGCUGCACUUGAAAAUCGUUUUGCUCGGGAAGUCAAUAUGAUGUCACGAGUUAAGCACGAGAAUCUAGUAAAGUUCAUUGGUGCCUGUAAGGAUCCUUUCAUGGUAAUCGUUACUGAGCUAUUACCGGGGAUGUCUCUGAGGAAAUAUCUUGUCAGCAUACGGCCAAAUGUAUUAGACCUUACUGUAGCGAUAAAGUAUGCCCUAGAUGUUGCUCGCGCCAUGGAAUGUCUGCAUGCUAAUGGUAUUAUUCAUAGAGAUCUAAAACCAGACAAUCUGCUGCUUACCGCUAAUCAGAAAUCUGUAAAGCUUGCGGAUUUUGGUCUAGCAAGGGAAGAAACUGUGACUGAGAUGAUGACCGCAGAAACAGGGACCUACCGCUGGAUGGCUCCUGAGUUGUAUAGCACUGUGACUUUGCGGCAGGGGGAGAAGAAGCAUUACAACAAUAAAGUUGAUGUCUAUAGCUUUGGAAUCGUUCUAUGGGAACUAUUGACCAACCGAAUGCCAUUUGAAGGCAUGUCCAAUCUGCAAGCUGCUUAUGCGGCCGCUUUUAAGCAAGAGAGACCGGCUCUUCCAGAGGAUAUAUCCCCCGAUCUCGCCUUCAUCAUACAGUCAUGCUGGGUCGAGGACCCUAACAUGAGGCCCAGCUUCAGCCAGAUCAUCCGCAUGCUCAAUACUUUUCUCUUCACUCUUUCGCCACCUACACAAUCCUCACAAGAACCAGAUUCCAACGAGGCUGCGACAACUAGUAACGGCACCAUGGCACUGUCCACCGCUCGAAAUAAAGGGAAGUUUGCUUUUCUUCGCCAACUUUUUGCCGCUAAAAGAACUAGGAACUCGCAAUGACCCGGUGGAAUCUUGGGAAGCUUUGAGUUCCAAUUUUGAAGGGUCAUGGCCUUUUAGUAGUUGGUGCAACCUUUGUAGAGUAUUUUGAGUAGCUGAAUAGCGAUGAGUAGCGGCGGAGGUAUGGGAGAGAUAAAAGCAAAAUAUUCAAUACAAGUAAUUAGGACUGCUAUUUCUUGAUGAUAUCAUAAAGGAAGGAAAUAGAAUAGCAAGAAUUCUCAUCAUAA